Messenger RNA from Aspergillus steynii IBT 23096, 2034 nucleotides. Its product is annotated as putative protein kinase. The record is from RefSeq and is a predicted model, not a curated record. Gene Ontology annotation, cellular component: cytoplasm. Bases 1 to 2034 code for a protein of 677 amino acids. Gene Ontology annotation, molecular function: ATP binding; protein serine/threonine kinase activity. The transcript has 2 exons. Gene Ontology annotation, biological process: intracellular signal transduction; protein phosphorylation. Lineage: Eukaryota; Fungi; Ascomycota; Eurotiomycetes; Eurotiales; Aspergillaceae.
AUGGUUCUCACGGAUUCCUUUCAACCGACCCAUCGGUCAGGGCCGUUCGUCACCAUCCCACCGGAGUUACACCACUUCAGCGCAACGACGACUCCGAGUGACAAUGAAACCUCGUCGUCACCUUCCGCCAGUCUGGCGGAUGGGAAUCCUUAUUCCCCUCCUCUAUCAACCGGACGCGGCUCGAUAGAUAUAAAGCAUGAGGCGGCCCAUCAGUAUCAACCCGCCUCGCCACACCCUGCGCCGUCGCUUCACAUUCGCACCGAUCUUGCCGGUUCCACCCACCUGAACUCCUUCAAAGAGUCCGAUCCCUUCGUGCACCACAGCAUCUCGUCCAGCAGUCUUCCGCAUAGAACCCCCAGCUUGCGCGGCCUCCUGGCGGGCUCUCUCCCCAGCGGCACGUCCUUAUCGCCCGCCUCGGUCCUAUCGUCGCCACAGCUGAUGGCCAUGGGUGACAUCACUCCCCUGCCGUCGCCCGUCAGCGGCACCUCGCCCUGGAAGCUCCCCCGGCGCAAUUCGCAGUCGCUUUCGCGCACCCCGUCGUCGGCGUCGCGGACCGGCUCGAGUCGCGGGUUGCGACUGAGCGACUCGUCGCAAAUGCUCGGCGUCUCCGAUGCUCGGUCGCGAAGCAAGCCAUACGCCCCCUCGGAUAAGGACAAGCAGUCCGAGGGACUGGCUCAGGAUGCAGGGGCUCCGAAGCAUGGGCGGAAUCGGAGUUUGAGUGAGUACGUUCCCCCGGGUAAAAGCGUCCCGGUUAAGCCUCGUCCAGUUGUGGUCUCGGGUUCCGGCGCACCCAACGGGAUCUCGUCGUCCUUCAGUACCGACUCCAAGGCGAACAAUCUGCACCGCGAGCAGUACUUGGCUGUUCACCGUGGAAUCGCCCUGCCGGCCGUCGCCCCGCCGUCCCCGCCGAGGAGUCGGCGCAGCACCUGCAACGACCCCGAAACUGAGCCCGUGAUCAGCCACCCGCCGGUGGCAAACGGGCCGGACGAGGUGUACUCGGUGCGCUCGAUUCGCACCCAGCAGCCGCGCAUCUAUCGCAAACUGCGCCAGCUGGGCCAAGGCACGUUCAGCCAAGUCUGCCUCGCCGUGCGAAUGGAAAUGCCGGCGAACGGCGAUAUGCAGACCGGGUCUAGUCUUCAGGGUGUGAAUGCGGCGACGCAGAAAUUGGUCGCCGUGAAGAUCAUCGACCACGGCCCAGCCGGCGGCGCGGACGAAGAGCGAUUGGAGGUGUCUCUCAAGCGUGAAGUCGACAUCCUCAAGUCAAUCAAUCACCCGUCCCUUGUGCAGCUCAAAGCUUUUGGCAGUGACGAAAAGCGCGCAUUGCUGGUUCUGGACUAUUGUCCGGGAGGGGACCUCUUCGACCUGGCAUCCUCCGGCCCGAAAUCCAUGAGCCCUCAACUCAUCCGGCGCAUGUUUGCCGAGAUGGUCGGCGCCGUCCGCUACCUGCACGAGAACUACAUCGUUCAUCGGGAUAUUAAACUUGAGAAUGUUCUUGUUAACCUCCCCGCCUCUGCGAUGGAGAGUAUCACCGAUUGGCGCACGUACGAUCGCGCCAUAAUCACCCUCAGCGAUCUGGGUCUCUCCAGAAGGAUCCCGGCACCGCCGGAGAAUGCUCUGCUCCAUACCCGCUGCGGAAGCGAGGACUACGCCGCUCCCGAGAUUCUCAUGGGCCAGCCCUACGACGGACGCUCGACCGACGCCUGGGCCCUCGGAGUGUUGCUAUAUUCCAUGAUGGAGAACCGACUGCCAUUCGACGCGCUUCCCGGUACUCGAGGCGACCCCAAUAAACUUCGAGCUCGGACCCCCCAUCGGAUCGCGCGACUGGAAUGGUCGUGGUAUCGCUUCGCCGACGCCGACGGGGAAUGGGAUCCCGAGAAGGGCAAGGAGCUCGAGGACGCUCGCGCAUGCGUCGAGGGACUUCUCAAGCGCAACACGAAGCGCAUCGGCUUGGAUGAAAUUGCAUCGAUGGAGUGGGUCCGCGAGGCGAUCGACGUGCCCGGCGGACUGAAGCGGGGAGAUAAAGAAGUGCCGUAG